AUGAAGACGUCAAUUGUAGUCUUGCUUUGCAUCUCAGUUUUCCCAGGCUUUUCCCAGGGCAGAGUUGUCAGAGAGGAUGAAACUGGUUUUGCCGAGUGUAACGUGUUCUUCCCCGGACAAGUCCCACCCGAAGGAUAUACGGAGCCGUUCCAUGUGAAAAUCUGUCAGCAGUACAACAAAGAGCCGCGUUUUGCAACCCUCUACAGUACUAAGGACAAAAUCCCUCUUUAUUCAGCUUUUAAGUUUACAAAGCCAGCUCAAAGUGCGGAGGAAAGCUGGCUGGUUGAACCGCAGAUAGAUGAUCCAGAAAAUGACUUGCAUGAAAUGGUUCAUGAAGCUGAUAUUGGUGGCACUGUGGCCAACCUCGGUGCAAAUCAAGCCCUGACCUCAGACUACGUGGGCUCUGGCUACGAGAGAGGCCUUCUCAAUCCCAGUUUGCUUAAUGAGGAGGAUUUCCAGGUGGCCACUUACACACUCACAAAUGCUGUUCCUCUGAGCCCAGCUCUGAGCAAAAGCUGGCACAGAGACAUUGGGAAGGUUGUGGAGCAAGCUCUGAUCCCUCACUGUUCCAAGAUGGAUCAUCUAUAUUUCCUUGCAGGUGCAAUUCCUUCCAGUGUCCAAGUUAAAGGCAAGGUGUCAGUGCCAGAGAGCCUCUGGCUUGCAGCCUGCUGUGAUGCUCCAGAGGGAUGGUCCCUGGGACUAGUGAAAAAAAUCAAUGAUGAAAACAGCUUGGAAGACCUCACAGUGAGAGAGCUGGAGAAGCAGCUUCUACCAGGAGUUCACUUGUUCAAGGGCAGCUGUGGGGAAGACAAACAAAGCCAGGAGAAAAGAGAAGCAGUAUUGCAAGUUGUCAGUCAGAUCCGCUCUGGAGAGCAAGUAGGAACAAGUAACAACCAAGAGACCAAAGAAAGUGGCUGGGUCAGAAGAGUGGCUGGCAUCAUUGCUACCCCUUUCAUCAAACUUCUGGAACUCUUCAUCUACAUCUUUGUGGAACUGGUGAAAUUUGUGUUUUAUUUUCUGUGGCAUGUUGUGAAGCGAGUUGUUGGCACAAUUCUGGAUGGAGUCUACAGUCUGUGGAAUGGGAUGGUGUCCUACCUUAAAGCUGUCAGCAUGGUGCUCAUCAGCAUCCCGUAUGAUGUUGGGAGGGUCAUCAUCAACAUCUUCCUGGGCUUCCUGCAAAUUGUUCGAGAUGUGGUGUCCCUUGCCUACAGGAUCCUGAGUAUCCCCGUGGGGUUCAUCCUUCACCUUGCUGCUUUCCCUUACCACUCCAUCUGUGCCAUUCCCUCUGUCCUUAAAGACAUAGCUACUGGGAUUGGGGGCACCUUCUCGCUGGUCAUCGAUGCCACAGCCACGGUUCUGCAUGGCUUUUAUUACCUAGCUGGUCACAUCCUCAAACGGUUUGUCCCUAAAGGCUCUUCUGAUGACUGA
Molecule: messenger RNA, 1428 nt
Organism: Cinclus cinclus
Lineage: Eukaryota; Metazoa; Chordata; Aves; Passeriformes; Cinclidae
Gene: ENDOD1
Product: endonuclease domain containing 1
Exons: 2
Coding region: 1-1428 (475 amino acids)
Molecular function (GO): hydrolase activity; nucleic acid binding; metal ion binding
Source: RefSeq, a predicted model, not a curated record